This is a messenger RNA of Gongylonema pulchrum, 540 nucleotides long. The record is from the annotation of a GenBank genome assembly. NCBI's taxonomy places the organism in Eukaryota, Metazoa, Nematoda, Chromadorea, Rhabditida, Gongylonematidae.
AUGAGUGGUCUGGAUCGAAUGAAUAAUUUUCGUGCAAAUUUUGUGGAUCGAAUGGUUGGCGACAAGGCGGAGUGCAGCCGAUUCCAGAUUGAGGAGCAGAUCCUCAGCGAGGAUGCGGAUGUUGAUUUGGCGAAGCUGGCACAAUUUGCCUUCAAACAUAAUGUCCCCAAAAUCCACCGUGUGCCCGUCUGGAAGUUGUUGCUAAGGGUGUCUUCCACGUCGCCGGAAGUGAGGAAGAGGGUUGCGGAACAUCGAACUCAAGAGCAGUCUGAUAAUGUUGAGGAGCCCAAUUCGGAAUACCAUCCGACGUCUCUCGAUAUUGCACAUAUGGUUGAGCUAGCAAAUGGCUUUUCAUCGUUUAUGAGUGAUCGCCACAGUUCAGAUUUGGACUUCCGAGCACGACUGGCGAUUGCGAGACGUAUGUCACUGAUGUGUGAAUCGAAUUGGGUGGAUGCUUAUUGGCUUACGAAAGCUUUCGAUGAUAUUCUGUCGCAUAUUUUCACUCCCAGUGUUUUGCCAGAGGUUAGAGUUAGUAUUUAA